AUGGUCCUGAAAGAUUCGACUGAUGAGUCCAGGUAAGAAGCAUUUAAGAAUGAUCGACAGAAUGGAGUUGAAUCACAGGGACGCAGAUACUUGAUGAAUCCUUGUGGAAAUCUUCAGAAUAUAUUUUCAGCACUGUCAAGCUGACUCCUAGAAAUUUGAACCCUUUCCCCAAUCCUGUAAGGGAGGAAAUAGGACGGUCAAGAUAAUAUGUGGAGAUUAACUGGCAACCUCUGUCCACACCCCAGUUAAAGCAGAAUUUAGAAAUGUAUGCCAGCUGAACUAUAUAUUACUACAUACUACUGCGUUUUUCCAUGUAUAAGACUAGGUUUUUCCCCUAAAAAAUAAUGUCAAAAAUUAGGGGGCAUUUUAUGCACGAUAGUGUCUCCAUUUUCUUAAAUCUGAGUCCCCAAAAAUAGGGGGCGUCUUAGAGACAGAAAAAUACGGUGUAUAUAAACUGUGUGUUUACUUAAAACACAAGAAGAUGGUACAAGUUGGUGCCCUUUGUAAGUUGCAUGGGAGCCUUAUUUGUGGAAAUAAGUUCAGGGUAUGCAUAUGGAGGUCAAGCUCAUGCCCCAGUCUGAACCCACGCAGCUUAUGCACAUUCAGUUUAAAUUGUGAGCAGACUGUUCUGCAGACACAAAUGUAACAUGCCUAGAUUGUGGAUGCACAAUCCUUACAAACAGCAGAAUCGUGCAAACUGGCCUACACAGGUACUGUUUGUUUGUAGGUAUAUCAUGUGCGUUCACAAGACCUACUGGUCAUGAAUAAGUUGGGGUGGGUCCAGCAGGCAUAACUAUUACUACCCUGAAGAUAUGUGUUCUCUUGUCACGUGACGUCUGCUGUGCAGGGCUUGUGGUAGCCAGUGUUUUAAAAAACAUGAUGGGUGUUACUCAGAGUGGACCUCUUGGAAUUAAAGGACCUAACUUAGUCUUGUGCAUUAAUUUCCGUAGGUUCUACUCUGUGUAAAAUUUAAUUUUUUGAUAAGGUGUGAUGUGCUAUGAAGAUACCCUUACUAUGGUUAAAAGCAGGCAUAGGCAAACUCGGCCCUCCAGAUGUUUUGGAACUGCAAUUCCCAUCAUCCCUGACCACUGGCCCUGUUAGCUAGGGAUGAUGGGAGUUGUAGUCCUAAAACAUCUGGAGGGCCGAGUUUGCCUAUGCCUGGUUAAAAGGAUGUAUAAUUCUGUCCAUUCUUGAUUUCGGAUACAGGUGGCAGUCUUAUGAAACAGAAAGUGCCCAUAGCUUUACAUCUAAUGUCAAAAGACAUUCUGAAGGCACCUUUACCAGCGAUUUUACUCAAUAUUUGGACAAAAUGAAGGCCAAGGAUUUUGUACACUGGCUCAUCAAUGCCAAACAGUACAGGUAUGUGGUAGACUGCAGAUCAGUUUUCCAAUCAGAGUAA
Podarcis lilfordi (Lilford's wall lizard) is the source of this 1399-nucleotide messenger RNA. Lineage: Eukaryota; Metazoa; Chordata; Lepidosauria; Squamata; Lacertidae. The record is from the annotation of a GenBank genome assembly.